ACGACACAGGACGGAUUAAUUAGCGGUUGCUCUUAACAAAGCGAAAAACUCAAAACUCUACAGAUACAUUGUUCGAGGACAGAAAGUUUAUUCAGUUCAUUCAGUUUAUUCUGUUUAUUCUGUUUAGACCGAGUUUUCACAGUGUGUCUACAAUCCACUUGAUCGUGUCUUCAUCACCGUCUUCUACAGACUUUGGUGGAGGUGUUGAAAAGGUGGAUUUCCCCCUCCCUAUCACCACUGUCAGCAUCUCGACUUCAUCGUUGUUCGCCAGGUGCAUCGAUGUAGAAGAAGCUGGAAAAGUGGAUUUACCCCCAACUACCUUUCCGGUGAACUACUACUGUCCGCUGUGGGCUUUUUAGGAGGACACGCCGAUGUGGUAAUUGUUCCGAACGCUGAAACGUCUGUUCAGUACCCUGGACCGUUAUCCUUAUCAGACGACAUAAGCAGCGUUUGGUUACAAACAGAAGGAGAAGAGGAGAGUGUUGUAGCUGCUGAAAACAACAUAGCAGCAAUGGAUUUUGUUCUUCCAAAUGGUGUGUUGUCUUCUGAGAUUGUUCAGCAUCCUGGACCCUCCUCAGAAGCCAUAAACAGUUUUUGUUUUGAAGAAGAAGGAGGAGACGAGAACGCUGAAAACAUCUCAUCAGGGAAAAAAACAGCAAAAUCCAUUAAAAGAAGAAUUGCAAAAUUUUUCCGUACAAUGGGGAAGAAGAUCAAGAGCCCUUUUGUUCACUGCUUCGGUAGGAACAAAGUGGAAUCUUUCGUACCCUCCCCAGAGCUGAAUCCGGGGAAGGCCAGUGAUGAUCUGGUCAAAUCAGAGAUGAAGACCAGUUCCGGGAUGAAGGCUGAUGAUGAUAUUGUCCAUCCCGUGGCAAAGGCAGACUAUGAUCUGCUGAAUACUACAAAGCCUGAGGAUGUAUCGUCUGCCCCCCAGCAUUUCACUGGCACUUCUUCCGUCAGUAUUCCUCAGUUUGUCAUCCCGAGGGCAGAUACCAGUCUGCAUAUUGUGGAUUUUAGCGAAGACGAUUCAGUCGAUACUGUGCUGAAUGCUCGCACCAAUCCUGCCAAUCCCAAGCCAAAGAAGCCAACCUCAUCUACUAGCGAUGAGGUGCUUGGGGCGAUUGGCUUUACCAGCAGGAUGUACCCAAAAAGCCACGAAUCUGAUGACAAACGGGGUUUCAUUAAUCCAUGUGAACCCAAGGAGAAGACGGACACCAACCCUGCCAAUCUCAAGCCAAAGAAGCCAACCUCAUCUACUAGCGAUGAGAUGCUUGGGACGAGUGGCUUUACCAGCAGGAUGUACCCAAAAAGCCAUGAAUCUGAUGGCAAACAGGGUUUCAUUAAUCCAUGUGAACCCAAGGAGAAGACGGACACCAUCUCUGCCAAUCCCAAGCCAAAGAAGCCAACCUCAUCUACUAGCGAUGAGAUGCUUGGGGCGAUUGGCUUUACCAGCAAGGUGUACCAAGAAAGAGAAGACUCCGAUGGCAAACAGGUCGCCAUAAAGCAAGUUUGGGAAUGGAAACAUAAUCCUUACACUGAUAUUAAGGUUAACAACAAUUCAAAUGAUGCCAAUUUUAAGACUGGCACCAUUCCCAAGACAAAGGGUUUUAUUAAUCCAUAUGAACCCAAGGAGAAGAUGGACACCAACCCUGCCAAACCCAAGCCAAAGAAGCCAACCUCAUCUACUAGCGAUGAGGUGGUUGGGGCGAUUGGCUUUACCAGCAAGGUGUACCAAGAAAGAGAAGACUCCGAUGGCAAACAGAUUCUCAAAGCUUGA
Messenger RNA from Misgurnus anguillicaudatus (oriental weatherfish), 1774 nucleotides. Lineage: Eukaryota; Metazoa; Chordata; Actinopteri; Cypriniformes; Cobitidae. The record is from RefSeq and is a predicted model, not a curated record.